This is a messenger RNA of Gryllus bimaculatus (two-spotted cricket), 4327 nucleotides long. Lineage: Eukaryota; Metazoa; Arthropoda; Insecta; Orthoptera; Gryllidae. The record is from the annotation of a GenBank genome assembly.
AGGGCAACUGUCACUAUGCCAUGGACUUUGAUAGGACCUAUUUUCAGCAUACGGAAAAAGUACAGAGCAUCGGAACUGUGUUAAUAUUAAUAAACUGUGAAAUUAUGGUGUUGCCUUGUAAGCCGUUUUUUCUGCCCAUCUCCAUCUGAAAUGGGUCACAAAAGAAAUCAUAUUGGUAUCAUGGUGACAAAAGAAUUGUACUUGUAAUGUUGGUACCACCGAUUGCAUGGACAUGCAAUUUCGAGAGUGGUUUGUUUAGUGUUUAGACUUGUCACCUGCGUUACGUGUUUUGUGAGUAAUUAUAUCGGAAAUAAAAUAUUUUAUUGUACGGGUGACAGGGAAGCUGCAGUUAACCUAACAUCAACCACCUUCUCUUCUGGUUUGAAGAUCGUAUGAGGAUUUCGACAAAAUGAUGUCUAGGUCAGUGAGAGCCGAAACUAGAAGUAGAGCAAAAGAUGACAUUAAAAGGGUAAUGCAAGUGGUUGAUAAAGUACGCCACUGGGAAAAAAAAUGGGUGACAAUUGGAGAAACAACCAUGAAAAUUUACAAAUGGGUCCCGAUUUCAAGCAGUGAACAGAAAAAGAAAGGAAAAGAUCAUAGUAAUAAAGAAAAUUUGGCGAGGAAAGCAUCAGCUCUGGACUCGUCAAAUUCGAAUUUCGGAUUAGCCGAGGACUCAAAUACAUGCUUUUCGGUUGUAAGUGACUCCCAAGGACCAACUGAUUUUUCUGCCCAGCUUGGAUUUUCAGAAGAUUCGAAUUCUCAGAGUAGUGAACCUAGUAGCAGUAAACGUGCAAAAACAGAAUAGGUUUGUAGAUCACAAUUUCAUGCCAGUAUUAUAUUUGUAUUUUCUUGAUAAUUUUUAGAUAUCAAUGACAGUAAUAUGACAACAUAUGUUCAUUUAUCAUGUAUGUUGUAGAAAUGAUGGUUUAUUGGAAAGCUGGUUGGUUAGAAAACCAGUAAGGAAUAACUUAUGCUUUUUUCAUGUUAAAUUGUGUUGAACGUUUGAGAUGGCAACAUUUUCCUAUGUUAUACAUUCCACAUGGAAAAAAGAAACACAAUGUUUGAUUGUUUAGCUUGAUGAUCAUUGGACAUGUUUACUUCUCAAUAAAUUGAAAUUCAUAUUUUCACAACUACGCGUUGCAACUUAAAUGUUUUUCAAAAUUAAUUUAUUAGAACCAUUUACUUAAAUACUCUUUCCUAUGUCAAAUGAAUAAUUUUGCUUGAUACAUUUUUGAUAUUUCAAAUGAUGCUGUUGAUACUGUCCAACAUCGACAAUUGUGCUAGUUCCUUGCAUUUUGCACAAAUAAAUAUUGUAGAUUACUGAUUGCAUAUGAAACGUAAAAUGGCAAAAUAAUGUUUGUUAGUCUUUUUUACAUCAGUUUAAAUAAGAUUUUCUUAUUAUUUUAUGAAUUGGGUAUCUAUUUGGUAUUAUAAAUAGUUUGUUUUACUGUGUAUCCAAACCAAUCUUAUUGACAUGCUGAAGAAAGGUGAACAUUUCGCAGAUUUUAUGUUUCAAUGUUUUAGUAAUCUAAAAGGAUCUGGAUAUAAACACAUAUGUUCAUUGCAUUAAGUAGUAACUUACUUCUUUCUACCUUGAAUUAUUUUUGGACCAUAUUUGUUUUUCUUUUAGCAGUCCAUGUGAUGAUAAAAGAAGUAAUUUCUCCUGUUCUGAAAUGCUAUCAUUCUAUAGUUAACAAAUAUCUUCAGAAACUAAAGAACCACGUUCCAUCAGGUCCCGACAUUUGCUCUACAUAAAUUAACCAUUUUAUACUAUCAAGAAUAAAAGAAAUAUAGACCUGAAUAUUGUAAUAAAAAUAAUAAUGAUAAAAAGUUUAUCAGAACUUUAUUAAACAGAUUUCCAAUUGAAAAAUAUUCAUGUACUAGAGUAUUGUAGAAUGUUUGCAUAUGGAAUAUAAAAUGGCAAAAUAAUGUUUGUCUUUUUAACAGCAGUUAAGCAAGAAAGCUGUUAUUCUCUUUGUUUAUUUACGAUUUUCUUCCAACUUUAUGAACUGGGUAAGCUGUGUUAGUCGCAAUCAAAUUUUUAGUGAAUGGUUUUGUUUUUGAAAGUAAGAUAUAUUUUAUAUUUAAAAAAAAUGUUGGUACUGUAUAAUGCCAUUCUGACUAGCAAACCUAUGUAGUUAACUUUACUAGACAUUUCUAGAAUUGAUGUUGGUAGAUACCUUUUUAAGAAGAAACUAUACUACAUUGAAAAAAUUUAAUUACACAUUGAGUUGUCAGUUUACCUUAUCUUCUUAAAGAAAGCAAUUGACACAAAACAAGUCAAUAUCUAUUUUGCUGUCAAGGAGACACCAUGUCCUUGGCACGUGGUAUCUCCUGGAGAACUAAGUAGCUACUGCCUCUGACUGAAGAAGCCCAAGCUUUCAUUAAAAAGCAUGGGCCUCUUAGUAUCAACUUUCACAUUACAUUCAUAGUAUCAAAGUUUAAACGUUUGAAGAUGGGGUACAAAACAUGUCUUGAGUUUAAGAGUGAAGGGAAUAAUUAGAAGCUCAAAUAUGUCUUCGUGUGUUUGUCUUAAAUGUGUUUUUGAAUUUACGGAGUUUAAUGUCUAUUUGUAAUAUGUAACAAAAUGGUUGCAUUUGGAAAUGUAUAACUGUUUUCAGUUAAAUGUUUAUGCCAUAAUGCCUUAACAAAUAAUGUAUCUUAAUGUUAUUGAUUCUUUACAAUAUGAUUUUCAAAGCUGCUCCUCACAAAAUCAAGGUUUAUUCACAACUGAUUGUUUGUCUUUGUUCUAGGAAGAGAAACAUUUUGAACUGUGAAUAUAUUUUAUGAGAUUGCUAAAGGACACAUCCUUUUACGCUACUUCUUAUCCCACCUCUUCUGCACUGUGUGAAGUUCUAUUGUAUGUGCUAUGAGGAAGCAACAAAAGUAGGUACAUACACAGUAUCUACUAAAAAUUGUAUGUGUUCAAAUAUAGACUAGUUGGAGAGUUUGUGUAUAAAGUGUAUGUUGUUUGAAUAAUUCAACAUUGAUGCAUUUCUCUUUAUUGAGAUUUCAAGAUACUGUUAGGAGGACUUGUGUACUGAUGAGAUUUCUGUAAAAGUUUCCUAAUUUUGUGAAACAUUUAUUUGAAAUGGUUGUUAGAGAAAAAAUAAUUAUUUGUCGAUAAAUAUAAUAAUUUUUAAUUGUAUUACAAAUAUUUCAUUUUGUGUGAUAAAAUUCAUCUAAUGAACUUAUUUCCUUGUGUUAAAAUAAGUGACCCAACACUGCUCAUUGAACUAUUAAGUAUGUGACAUGAAAUUUAAUUUAAGAAAUCUUGUGAAUUAAAAUUCUGAUAUUCUCAUGUCUUGAUCUUGUAGUUAACAGCAGUAUUUUUAUAGUAAAUACUUUAGUAUUAUAUUUAAAUAGUGUGAAUUGAUACUUGUUCCUUAUUUGAUAUAAUUGAAAAUGUAUUUGUUAUUUCCUGAAAUAAUAUUUGAAUCAAAUUGUUUUAAUACUUGCAGGAAAUAUGUUCACAAGGGAGGAACUGAACAUUUUCCUUAUUUCUUAAUAAAAUUUGUUUCAGAAAUUUUUCAGUGAGUAGAUAUUUAAGCUGUAACUUAUUCUUUUUUCACAUAAGUAAAUACUUUUUAAACAGUGAGUUUUGUGUAGAAGAUGCCAAUGGUCUGUGUAAAAGUGUUGAAAGCCAAAAAUAAAAAGAAUUUAACAUGGUUUUACUGAUGUUAUUUGAGAAGUGAAGUACUUAUUAUUGAGAAAGUUGAAACCCCGAGGUAAAAUACCACUUCACAAUGCAACUUUUUACUUUUAUAGCGUUGAUACAAAUAGAAACGGUUUAAUCUGGAGGUCUUACAUCUUUCAAACCAAUACUAGUGAGUUGUGCAGUGUUGAUUUAUUGAAUAUUUUGAUAGACAUGGUUAUUUUUUAACAAUUUAAAUAAAAGUGUGUACUGGUUUCAUCGCCUUUGAUUAUGGCAGAUCCCACAAUAAAUUGUGACAAAACAAAAAUUAAAUACUAAAUUCUAGAAGUAUUUAACAAUAUAUUAGUCAUAUUCUGCGAUUCGUUAAAAUUUUUUCAGUGUUCGAGGAAUUCCAACGGCACAGAAAGGUUGUUCUGGGAGGAAAUGUCGAAACGUAAAAAUUUCAAAAAUUAGAUCUUAGGACAUUUUUAAGUAUUUUUGUCUAAUUAACUCCUUGGAUAUUCUAAAUAUCUAAGCUGUAACAAGUUCUCAAAAGUUGGUUUGAAAAAUACUUUCUAUGCAAUAAUGAAAUUGCAGAAACAUAUAAACUCUCUAGAAACAUGUAAAUUGUUUUAUUUUUUACAAAAGAAAUUAAUAUAUUUGUUCACAGAGAAAAUUAACACAAAAAUGCAG